UUCAAUUGUUCUGACGUAUAAGAGGCCGCUCGCACACAUGCACUCACUACGCACACCCGUCAGCCAGUCUCCCUCCAACAGCUGUACAAGCACGCACACGCUCUCUCUCUCUGUCAAUCAACCAUCGAUCGACACACACGCAUCUGCCUACUCAGCCCCCUCCUGCAGCAGCCUGCCCGAAAGGCGGUACGUGUUCUCAAAAUGGUGGAUGCUCCGCCACGUAAUCUCAUACAGCUUCUCUACCUCGCUCUCACACCCACUCAGACACUCCUGGACGAACGCCUCGCUGCCCGCAGACAUGUCAGACAGUGCAGUCAGGUCAAAGACGAGAGGCUUGAUGGCACAGAUGAGCCUCACGCAGCCCCGCACACACGCAUACGACACGAGUGGGUCGUCGGUGCGGAUAAGGCUGAUCGCCCGGCCUGCCUUCAUGAUGAGAUGCUCGAUCAGGGGGUAGACAAAUGAGGGCCCAUCGGCAGGCAGCUCACUCAGACACGCACCACAGAAUACGGAAAGGGUCGGCACGCGGGGGGGGAGGAGCGAGACGGCCUCCCCCACCGCCUCCAGGCUACUGCUCUCGAUGACCACCUUUUCCAACGAAUGGAUCGACCCCAGCAGCACCCCCAGGGUGUGCGGAGGCGGGGGGUCUGCUCGUACUCGUCUCGCUCCUCCUCCCCCACCCCCCGCCCGUCACCCUGGAUGCAGCCGACCUGCAGCUUCAGCUCGGUCAAGUUGGGGAAUCGGGUACUCUUGCCCUUGGCGUCUCGGUCGGCCAGCCAGGGGGCCAUGGAGGGGAUGGCCUGGCAUGGCUUGUUGGCGUAGAUGUCGAGCUUGCUCGCCUGAGGAAAGUAGAGGUGGUCACUCCAGUCGUCGUGGAGAGCUAAGGGGCCGCCGCAGUACGACACCUGCCGACAAUCAAUCAGUGGAUGGAGGGAGGGAGGGAUGGAGGGAGGGAGACAACGACGCUGGCGUGCUGAGUGGGUGUGCAGGUGGGUGGUACCUUGUCGGCUUUGCUCGCGAGUUGGCCAAUGAAGCGCGCGGCCGUGGGGUCUGGAGGCGAAGCGAAUGGCAUGGCGGUCUUGUCGCUCUCGCACGACAGCCACAUCUGGUCACACUCCCACUCAAUCUGAUACGCAUAGACACGGCACACCCAGACAGACAUAGUCUCACACGUAUGUGCAGUGAGUGAGCGAGUGCGGCGUGCUUGAUUGCCUGGCAGUUGCUGGAUUGUGCCCACGAGAGGAAUGCUGGUAUGCUGAACGAGCCGGGCCCUCGAGGGAACGAGUGGAUCUGCAGGGAAUGAACACGCAAAGUGGUUCACACCUAGACAUAGCACAUGUGUCCAUCGUACCUGGUCAUUGAAGUCGGCUCCAACACCUACAGUCUCAACAGCGAAGCGCAGUUUCUUGGGCACCCCUGCACACACACACACAUCGGAACGCAUCGAAACAUCUGUGCGUGCCGUGCACCACCCAUACCCACCCCAGUGCCCACCUAGCAUUGCUGGUGCGGCCCACUGUGCCGAGAGGGCGUUCUUGACCAUCGACAGGGGUGUCAGGGCCUUGCUUAGGUCUGUGGCCCUGAUGUUGAGCUUGGGCAGCGAUUCGACGGCGGGGCAGCUCUUGAGAGCGGAGAGAAAAUCCUGCUGCUUCUUGUCGAUGACCACCCCGAGCGGCUCUGGCAUGAAGCCCGCUGGUGUAGCCGACAUGUGGCCGCUGAUGUGGAUGAGCUUGGGGGAUGUCUUGAUGAUGUGCUGGAUCGCCUCGCUGCAGCUGCUGUCGAGGUGAAGGGUCAGCAGGCCGGGGAAAGUCCAGCGGUGACUCCUGAUACACAGCAUCGGGCGAUAUGAUGAGUGAGCGGGUAGAGGUGACGGGCCGGGCACUGCUGGAGCUUACUUGAAGUAUGAUAGCCAAGUGUCGCUAGUGACGCUGAGGUGCUCCACACUUGUCAGGGCCACACCACGCCCACGGUGAAACAGCUCCCUGAUGUGCCUUUGUUCGUUCGUUAACGGACACCUGCCGAUGCCCCUCACUCGCCGCUCGUUUGGGGUGCCUCCGACGUCUACUGGCGUGAGUGUGCUGCUGUUGGCCGCCAAGAUCGACGCAGCGAGUUCCAGCGACGACUCCUGGAAGACAGCCACGAUCGUGGCUGCCUUGACACUCGUCUACACGCGCACAUACGGAGAGAGGAUGUGUCAGAACCGCUGCAGCCGACACACCACGUCAUACUCACCAGCCGUUGCUUGAGUAGCGUCUGUUGCUGCGGUGUGUAUGCGUCGUCGCUGGAGAUGGUGAAGUGCUGCAAUAUGCCGGUCUUCUUGCUCAUGACCUGAGUGCGGAGAUCCCUACUGACGCGGCACAGCCGGGCGGCCUCCUUGGUGCUGAAGAAGGCCGCGAUGCCCUGGACGAAGAGGCCGGCGGGCAGCCCGUCCAGUGAGGCGCGGCAACGAACCUGACGACAACAGAUGGGGUCCACACACAAUGCUCUGUGGAGAGAAUGUGGUGUGUUUGUUUGGUCACCCACCGACCUGGCUAUGCAUCGUCUGGUUGGUCAGUGAUGUCUUGGCGACGUCUGCCGCCUCGAGGAAGCCAACCAGCACGCCGCUCACAACACUCUGCGGCAGCCCGUCCAAACAAGGCUGGCCGUAUGGCUGCACAAACGAAAGCAAGAACAGGCAGGACACAUCAAUGGGUGGAGGGAUGCAGUUGCGUGUGACGAGGUAUUCGCACCUGUGCGGGUGGUUUCCAUCCGACGGCUAUGGGUCGUAGUGGCUUGAUGGCGGCGUCUAGGACCUCACUGGCGCUCGACACCAUACCCACGGCAGACGACAACAUGGCUACCAACUCACUCCCACCAGGUAGCUACACACACAAAUACACACACACACACACACAGAGAGAGAGAGAGAGUGACUUUCGUGUGCGGUGUGCCCUCCGUGUUGCCUACAAUGAAUCGGUGAGGGUCGCCCAGGAUCUUCUCCGCCUUGAGCAACUGCGCAGGCACCUGGCAAAGGAACAGCGUCGCAGACCGGAAUUGAGGGAAAGGACAGCUCAAGGCCAGCCAAUGAGCUGACCUGUUUCCUGAUUUCCCGGAUGCACUUGAGGUCUGGGGAUGAUGCAGCAGCGACGGGCAUGGGUGGCGUGGGGUCAGCCUCUCCCUCGCCCUCCGUCGAGCUGAGGUUGUCAUCGUCAUCGCCACUGUCAUCGUCCUCAUCAGAUGAGACCGAGCCGCCAUCUGCUGCUGCUGGUGGUGAGUCGGAAUCUGGAGCCGAUGCUCGCUGCCAGUAGAUGCCGUGUUUCCCCAUCGGCCACUCGCCACACCGACCCACCAACUCCCCCUCCAGCUUCAGACGCUCAUCGCGCAUCUUCUCCAACUUCGUGCUGCACACAUCACAAACACCAAACAAGCACAAACGACGAACAUGAUGGGUGGAUGACGUGUCGAUCUGUCGUGUGCCCGAGCUGUCUGUGUAGGUGCGCACAUACAUGAGUUUCUCGUUGUAUUUCCGUUCAAUCCGCCAGCAGGAUGCAGGGGCCGGCUGUUCUGCGAGGGUGAAGGUCUUGGUUAUCAGCUCCUUGUGCUCGACGAGGGCCUUGAUGCCCCCCCGCAGAGUGGCCAUGCCGCACUUGAGCUGCAGAGGCACAGAGGGAAGCGGAGGGGGCUCAGGCUCCUGCAUGACAAACACACAUUAGGAUGUUUGUCUGCGGUCGGCUGCGCGGUGAGUGCAUUCUCAGUGACCCACCCAGAUGGAGGGCAGGAAAUUGACGAUUUGGUCCAGUUGGUUGAUGUGCCCCGUCAGCUGCACACGCACACGCACACACCCAUCCAUCCAUCCACCCACCCGUAUCCCUCCCUCCGCACUCCAUCACUCCCCAAUUGUCACUCCCUCACUCACCUGCGCCUCGAGCGUCGGCAGCUGUGCCUUUACCCGCCGCAGCUGCUCAUAGAUAUCACGCAGCUCCUGUCGCCCGCCGCCCUGCAUAACGCAAACAACCGAUGCAUGAUGAGUCAAGCAUUCAGGAGAGCAUGCUGGCAUCACAACCCAUCCACUCGCUGUACCUGUCCCUCCAUCUUGCUCGAGACCGACAGCAGAGAGAGCCAUUGUCUACCCCCUCACUCCAACGACCCCC
Molecule: messenger RNA, 4130 nt
Organism: Vitrella brassicaformis
Lineage: Eukaryota; Vitrellaceae
Source: the annotation of a GenBank genome assembly